AUGUAUCAGAAUAGAGCUGCUCCAUUAAUAUCAGAUCACAUUGUCAAUCGUCCAACUCCUCUUCGUAUUGAGGUUUUCAAAGGCAGCAUUGAUAAGCCUUCCGAAUAUUUAAAAAACACUGAUGCUGUUGUUGCCAUUGAAAUAAUCGAACAUCUCUUUCCGGAUAUUUUGGAAAAUGUUCCUUACAAUAUUUUCGGAUUUAUCCAACCGAAAAUUGCCUUAUUUUCAACACCGAAUUCCGAUUUCAAUGUCUUAUUCACUCCGCUGGCGAAUGGUUUUCGACAUCAUGAUCAUAAAUUCGAAUGGUCACAGGAACAGUUUAAGGAUUGGGCUCUUAAUAUUUGUGAUCGCUUUCCCAAUUAUCGUGUGGCAAUAUUUGGAGUUGGGGAAUCUCCGCCUGAUACUCCUGACCUAGGUCCAGUUUCUCAAUUUGCUUUAUUCGUUCGAAAAGAUGUCCAUGGUCUUCCACUAGUUUCAGAAAUCGAAGAUAUUCCUGGUGAUUCGAGUCCCGAAACUGCCUACAAAGAAAUCUAUGCCGUCGAUUUUCCAAUGCGUCAUGACGAACGCACUCUAGACCAGAAAAUUUGGGAUGAAGCAAGCUUUUUCAUCAACCAAUACCGAACAUUCGAAAUGUACCACAAUACUGAAAGACUGAUUUAUCAGAUUCCUUUCGAUAAAAUCCUAGAAGCUAUCGAGCCAGUAUCGAACUCAGCCGAAGAUUUGCGUCGGGUAUUACUCGAAAAUGGUCAAGUAAUUGAAAAUGAAUUUGUGGUGGUUCCUGAGGAUGAUCCCAAUCGUAUGGAAGGACGCUGGUCUGGAGACUCUGAUUCGAACUUCGACUACGACUAUUAUGAUGAUGAUGAUGAGGCGAAUUCUAAUAAUGUUUCAAAUGGGCAUUGUGAAAAUGACCAAGAUGAUAAUGCUGCAAUUCAAGAUGAGGAAGAAGAAGAAUGCUGGGAUUAG
Messenger RNA from Episyrphus balteatus (marmalade hoverfly), 963 nucleotides. It is a transcript of the gene Hen1, whose product is annotated as small RNA 2'-O-methyltransferase. Gene Ontology annotation, biological process: RNA methylation; piRNA processing; siRNA processing. The record is from RefSeq and is a predicted model, not a curated record. Gene Ontology annotation, cellular component: cytoplasm; nucleus. The transcript is spliced from 3 exons. The coding region runs from base 1 to 963 and encodes 320 amino acids. Gene Ontology annotation, molecular function: RNA methyltransferase activity; O-methyltransferase activity. Lineage: Eukaryota; Metazoa; Arthropoda; Insecta; Diptera; Syrphidae.